GCGGCGGCCAUUUUUAAAUACCCAUACUUGCGCACCAUAGUCCUACCCGCUAUAAAUAUUAUGGUUUUGUCAUGGCAGCGUCUGUAGUAACGGAAUCUUAUAACUGACAUGGCGCAUCCAGGUGGAUAUGGAGGUGGACCGCCCCAACAAUGGCAACCGGGUAUGGGACCCCCACCACAGGAUUUCCGGCAAGGAAACGGUCCCCCUCGUGCAGGCGGGGGUGGCGGACCACCCCCUAUGGCCCCGCCUCCGAUGCAGGGCAUGCCCCAAUUCGCGGGGUAUGAGCAGGUCGGAGGAUUUGGACAGAUGAACUUUAUGCCCCCUCCCCCUCCUCCCCCACCCCCCUCAGGACCACCUCCGCCAAUGGAGUUCUCAGACAUUGCCAAUCUGGAUGAAGGAGCCUGUCGACAAGCCAUGUUAGAUCACGUGGCAGAAAACUGUUGCUAUGGCAGCAAACCGGCAGAGGAAAUGCAGAUCACGCAUCAUCACGGCCUGACGGCCUUCCACUACACUUUGGAGACGUUUACGGAGGCAAGGAAGACCGGGUUUCAGCACGUGCCUUACCGUGGGGGUCCCGUGGACGGCCCAGAGAACGGCAUCCCUCCACCACCCUGGCAAAUCCACUGUCUGGCGGACAGCAUGUUCCACACACACGUCAAGAAGAUGGAGGUCCCGCAUACCGCCACCGUCCGGCCCUGUCAUCGAUGUGACGCCCAAGGUUACUUCCGGUGCUGGGAGUGUCAUGGCUGGGGUCAGACUGAGUGUGAGGCGUGCGAUAGGCGGGGGUUCCACGAACACUUUGAUCCUAACACAGGUCAACAUGUCCGUAACACCUGUCAUCGUUGUCAUGGUGACGGAAUCUGUAGUUGUCAUAGAUGCGGUGGAGACGGUAGGAUCACGUGCGAUGAGUGUGACGGUUACAGGAACAUCAAGACUUACAUAGAACUCGUAGUUACAUUUACAAAUCAUUUAGGAGAGCACGUGAUUGAGCGAUCGGACAUGCCUGACCAUCUUGUCAAAGAAGUAGGCGGCGAGAUGGUGUUUGAACAAGUUCUGGAUCAGGUAUUCCCAAUAACCUCUUACCCGAUUGCUGAGAUCAAUCAGAACUCCAUCCGAAUUGUAAACCAGCACAAAGGGGCGUUCCCUAACGAGAGAUUACUUAAACAGCGACAACAACUAAGAGCCGUUCCCGUUACUGAGGUACACUACACGUGGGACGAAGUAAGCACUCGCUACUGGAUCUACGGCCUGGAGAGGAAGGUCCACGCCCCCGACUACCCACAACAGUGCUGCUGGGGAUGUACCAUUCUAUAGAAUGCGCGCGCAUUCUGGUCUCCGGUUACAUCACUUCCUUUUCCGGUUUCUAAUGCUGGAUAUUGAAUGAGCGACUGUUUUAAAUAGUGUAUAAUUUUGCUCUCUUUUUCUGAACUUUGAAAUGUAUUGGGCCAAAGUAAACUGUACUUUUUAUGUAUUUAAAUAUGUUAAGAAAUCUUAUUUUAAAGUAAAUGUCAUUCACUUACCCUAAGUGUUACUGUAGGCCUAAAUAUGAAAUUGUUGCAGGUAAAACAAAUACUCGUUAACACAUUUAAUCAUUAUCAUUUUUUGUUCAAACUAACAUUUAAUGUAAUUUUAAUAGUUACGUCGUUAAUUUUAUGAUAUGGGUUUGUUUCUGUAUACUUGGUAUAUGGGUUCUAUUUUUUUAUGAAUAGUAUUACUUAUCAUCAUUUUCUUUCACAUUUUCUUCAAAUGAACUCAUUUUGCACAACAGCAAAACAAAAACUGAUAUGCAAUAAAGCAAUAACACUUUAGUUUGAAAAGCAAUAAAACAAUAACGUUUUAGUUUUUAGAAAUUAUCAAGGAGGAUGUGAUCAAAAGUUGGUAAAACGAUUAGUCUUACUUUAAAUGAAAUUAACUGAAUAAUUGAUUUCUGAUUAUAUAUAAAGAAUGAUUUAAAAAUCUAUUUCAUUUUGAGACAAAAAAGGUUUAAAAAUAGCCACGACCAACGAUCUUCUUUCCUUUUUAAACAUGAAUUGUAGAAGUUUAGAAUCAUUGAGUAAGUUAAAAUGCUCUUUAAGCUGUAUAUUGUUGUCAAAUGACAAAUAUGCUCGGCUGAUCAGGCUUAUCUGUGAUAUACAUAUAAUCAUAUCUACGACAAAAUAUUUGUCCCUCCACAGUGCUGAAUACAUGUAUUAUAUGUACCUUAGUUAUUGAUAUACGUCAGGUAUUAUCAUUUAGCAUGAUUAUGUUUGAUUAAUUAGUCUUUUGAGUUAAUUUUAGCAGUAGCAUACAUUUUGUGCCAAUGAAAAAAAAAUGAUUGUGAGAUGCGCCCUGGAGUUUUAGUGAUUCUCUUAUCACUUGAUAGAGAGAAUUCUUCUAUGAGAGAGGUCAUGCAGAGAGAUAUGAGAUUAAAAUUAAACUGAUGAUAUGCACACAUGCGUUGAAAAGUAUUAUUUUAAUUUUGUAAACAGAGAUUUUUGUUCUGACAAAAUUUUAAAAGAGUGAUUUUAUUGUUUCUUUCUGUUUUCUUGAAUAAACUGUCCAAGAAUUAAAAUGAGCUUUUUUU
Magallana angulata is the source of this 2563-nucleotide messenger RNA. Its product is annotated as protein SSUH2 homolog. The transcript is spliced from 11 exons. Bases 109 to 1314 code for a protein of 401 amino acids. Lineage: Eukaryota; Metazoa; Mollusca; Bivalvia; Ostreida; Ostreidae. The record is from RefSeq and is a predicted model, not a curated record.